GGCACCUCGAAGCCGGAGCCAGUCCCCACACGGCGACCUCCGCGGACACCGCCUCCAUCUCCCCGCGGGGCUCCCCCUCACGGCGGCGGAGCCAACGGCAGCGCGGCCGCCAUGUUGAAGGCGAAGGUGCUGCUGGUGGGGCCCCGGGAGGCUGGAAAAUCCGUGCUAGCAAAUUUUGUCUCGGAAAGCAUAGAAGGGAUUGGCAGUUACGUCCCGACACAAGGAGUGAGGAUCCUGGAAUAUGAGAAGCCAAACUUAAAUGGUAACAGCAAGGGAGCUGUGUGUCGUUUUGAGCUGUGGGAUUGCAGUGGCGAUCAAAAGUUUGAAACAUGCUGGCCAGCUCUGAUGAAGGACUCUCACGGCGUAAUAAUAAUCUUCAAUCCUGACAUGCCCAGUCACCUGAAAGAAAUUGAAAUGUGGUACUCCUGUUUUGUGCAGCAGCAGCCACUGCUUGAUAGUCAGUGUCUCCUGGUUGCACAUCACAAGCCAGGCAGCGCAGAGGACACAGAAAAUCUAUCCUUAGCUCACCCACUGAACAAGCUGAAACUAAUACAUUCCAACUUAGAAGAAGAUCCUGAAGAUGUUCGGAUGGAAUUUAUGAAAUACUUCAGAAGCAUUAUCAACAUAAUAAAUGAGAGCAGAGAGAAGGAAGAAAUGUCAAUUAUCUCAUGACGUUUAAAGAAAGGGUUGUUUUCACUUUGUAAGCUGUACUAGCCUGUGAACAGGUUCUCACAACAAGAAUUUACCGGUCUAUAAAUGCUUCAGAGAAAACACUGCUCAAUUUAUGAUUUAACCAAAAGAACCAAGUGCUGACAUCAGAAGAACUGUGGUGCCAAAUAGAUGGCUGCACAUCCAGGAAUUUGGGUAACUUUAGCUGUGCUUUGGUUCCAUUUGGCAUCAGAGGUACAGGAAGGUAUUUUUUAAUGUAUUAGCAUAGACCAAAAGAAAAAGGUAUUUGUCAUCUCCUCACUUAAGAAUGCCUUUUUGUAAAGAUACAAGGAAAAGAAAGCCUGACAGAACAUAAGAUUUGUGGUGUUCUGUUGAAGCAUCUGAGUAAAGUGUUCAUGUUAGCUGGGUUCCUGGAGAAGUUAUGUUUUUGGGAGUCAGUUGAAACUGAUUGGAGUGGAGAUCUGAGAAGCAGUUGUGGUGUGGAAUCUACAUUUUAAUGUUCCAAAUUCUCCUUAUCUUUCUGUCAAGCAUCUGAAGAGAACACAUUUCAUAUCUAUUGCCUUGGCAAGGCAGACUGUGUUGCAGUCUUUCUCAUGACUAGGCUUUUCUCCUAUUCCAACAAAAUUACCCUUCUUCGGGACAAUGUAUAGGACACUCUGGGAGGGAAAGCAUCAAGGUCUCAGUGUAGUGCAAUUGCUUUAACCUAUGCCAGGAGCUCCAAUAGAGGGGAAAAAAGUGCUGCAAUCUCCAGAGGAGAAAAAGCUGUUUCCAAACUAAUACUACUGUUCCCUAUUGCAUUGAAAUAAGUGGUUUCAUAGAUAAUUUACUUUCUGGUUUGUUUGGUUUGCACUCAUCCCUAUUCUUAGUGUGUUUUGCUGUGGAAGACAUUUUUUGUAAUAUAAUACUAAAGCAAUAAAAACACUUCAAAACAUGUCCUUUUUGCUCUCAAA
Oxyura jamaicensis (ruddy duck) is the source of this 1619-nucleotide messenger RNA. It is a transcript of the gene IFT22, whose product is annotated as intraflagellar transport 22. Gene Ontology annotation, molecular function: GTPase activity. NCBI's taxonomy places the organism in Eukaryota, Metazoa, Chordata, Aves, Anseriformes, Anatidae. Gene Ontology annotation, cellular component: endomembrane system. The record is from RefSeq and is a predicted model, not a curated record. Gene Ontology annotation, biological process: intracellular protein transport. The coding region runs from base 112 to 672 and encodes 186 amino acids. The transcript is spliced from 5 exons.